AUGUUGCCUCUCCUGCUGCUGUCCGUCUUCGGCCUGGCUCGGGGUAUGAGCUCCGUUCUUGUCGGCGCAGGCAGCGAUUGCCGCAUUGCCAUGUCUUCCGACGGUACCAAGAUGGUUGCCGGAUUAGAUGGCGGCAGUCUUUACACCAGCAUGGACUCGGGUGCAACUUGGACAGAGAGGACCGAGCCCGGCAGCAAGCCCUGGCUGGGUGUGGCCAUGUCUGCUGACGGGUCUAAGAUUUCAACCGCUCCGCGUUCUUCGAACUUUUGGAUCAGCGACAACGGCGGCGAGAAUUGGACGGAGAUCUCCUCGCGUGGCGCGUGGACAGCUACCGCAAUGUCGGAUGAUGGCUCCGUCAUCGUCGUGACAUCGAGUGAUGCCGAAAUUUCAACAAGCGCGGACGGUGGCCAGAAUUGGGUUGAGGAAACCGGCAUCGCGAGGACAGCCACUGGCUCCUACCUUGUGGCGACGGCCCCCUUCUCCAGCUCAUAUUCGAAUGGAGGCGUGUACACCAGCGCGGAUUCUGGCGCGACCUGGGUGGAGUCGACGGCCCCAAAUUCGGGAAGCCAAAAUGGUGACAUUGCCCUGUCGGCCGAUGGCAUGAUUCAGGUCCUUGUUGUGAAGAGUGGCAUGCCGUGGGUGAGCUCCGACAUGGGCGCUACGUGGACCGAGGUCCAACUUGGCAGUUCCGGGCAGUACGGGUGUAAUUCAGCAGCGGUGUCUGACGACGGCUCCAAGAUGUUCGUUUGUUGCAACUUGCAGUCGAGCAGCUUCAAGUAUGCAUGGCUCAGUGGCGAUGGUGGGACCACUUGGGGGACGGACCCCAGCGUCGAGAUCCAACUGGAUGGCUGUCAGUCUGCAUCGCUGACGGCGGAUGGGUCGAUGGGCGCGUUCUCGGGUGGGGCAUCCGGCCAAGCAUAUGUGGUUACAUUUGAUCCAGUGUAUCCGACCACCACUGUGACCACCACCGCCACCGUCACGGCAACCACCACGGUUACGGCCACCGCCACCACCACGCUUACGGACACAAUGACAGCCACGGACACCUCCACGGCCACGGACACCUCCACGGAAACGGUUACGGCCACGGUGACGGUGACAGACACCUCAACGGCCACCACCACUGGCACCGUCACCUCCGCCGCCGACACGACCGACCCGACCGACGAGACCACAACCACGAUGGCACCGGUCCCCACUGUCGUUGAAGUUUCCGUUGAGCUCACGGUGGACGACCCCACCGUGAUUACCGAGAAUGAGACGUUGAAGGAUGCCAUGGUUGACGGCUUUGCGAGCGCAAUGGGAGUGGAUCCGUCGCAGGUGACGGUGGAGUUUGUGGAGGUCAACGCAUCGCGACGCCUCGGCGCAAGGAGGCUCUCUACCACGCUCGUGGCCAUCUUCAAGGUGACCCUCCCCAGCGCGGAAGCAGCCGAGGAAACGAAGGCCGCGAUCGAGCAGGUCUCCGUGACCGACACCAACACGGCCAUCGCCCAGGCGGUCGCGGACGUGGGCUACACCGGCACGGUGGAGGUCACCGGCAAGACGGCGACAGUUGUCACCACCACCAGCACAAGCGGCGGGUUGAACGAUGCUGCCGAUGACGCGACUUCGAAGGUGGUGACCACGGCCUUGUUGGCAGUCAGCCUCUCU
This is a messenger RNA of Symbiodinium necroappetens, 1650 nucleotides long. Lineage: Eukaryota; Dinophyceae; Suessiales; Symbiodiniaceae. The record is from the annotation of a GenBank genome assembly.